AUGUUUUCUCGCUCGACUGUGACCGUAAUUACUAAUGGAUCUGUUCGCUUUGAAACACAAUUUAUAGAUGUAGAAGAAGAUAGAGAAUUGGAAAGACAACUAAAGAUUUUAAACAAAAAGCCAAUUAAAACUAUUACGACAGAAUAUGGAGAUACAAUAGAUUGCAUAAAUAUUUAUAAGCAAUCAGCGUUUGAUCAUCCACUACUCAAGCAUCAUAAGAUACAGAUGGUUCCGAGCUCAAUUCCAGAAGAAAAAACUAGUAGUAACAACAUAUCAUCAUCUAUUUUUCGACGUCCAGAAAUAGAUACUGGGCUACAAAAUGAACGAUGUCCACCGGGAUCAGUACCUCUCCGCAGAACAACAAAAGAAGAAUUAGUUCAUGCUCGAUAUCUUUUACAGCAGAAGAACAACUCAAUUCAUACAAACCGGUACACUCAGUCGCCUAUGUACUAUCAUUUUGUCUCGGUUGAAGAAGAAAAUAAGGAAGGAAAACCAUAUUUUGGAAGCGUAGCUUGGAUGAGUGUACAUGGUUUUGAAUUAAACCACGACCAAAUCACUACUGCACAAAUUUGGAUACAAAAUGGUCCACCGGAGAAUAUAAAUAGCAUAGAAGUUGGUUGGUUUAUAUAUCCUGAACUCUCUGGUAAUAGCUUCACUCGAACGUUUGGUUAUUGGACGGCUGACGGUUCCAAUCAAACAGGCUGCUUCAAUAUGUUUUGCCCCGGUUUUGUUCAAGUGAGUAACAGGUCUUAUCUUGGUCAACAAAUACUUCCACUGUCAGAAGAAUAUGGAGGAAAAGUUUUUGUAAUGACUUAUAAGGUUUUCCGGGAUCCAAAGACUGGUAACUGGUGGUUUGUCUCUAACGAUGAAGCUAUAGGAUAUUGGCCAAAGGAACUUUUUACACAUUUAGCAGACAACGCUUCAAUUAUGCGAUAUGGGGGGAUAGCUGGGAAUAAACCUCAAGCACCAGCUCCGCCAAUGGGAAAUACCUAUUUACCUCAACUUCAGGACUACUCGAAAACAGCCUUUAUGACGAGACUGCAAUAUGUUGACGAAAAAGGAGAAGCUGUUAAAAUUAACCCAGACAACAUACAAACCAAGCGCAAUACGACAUUGGAUGAGUAUGAUAUUUUGUUCGCUGGUAAUAUAGGAGGAGAAUAUGGUAUAACGAUGGCGUAUGGAGGACCUGGUGCGUAUGUGUCCGGAGAACCGCCAGCCGGAUAAUAUGAGUUUGCCAUUUUGUGGUAGUGGAAAUUAUUGAAUAACCUUGGUGUUCUUUCAAGUGUUCAUUUUUCCGAUUGAUGAACUGUACAAAAACCUUUGGUGGAAGGAUUAAUUAGACCACUAUUUUUUACAUUUUGAUUUGAAUUUGAA
Papaver somniferum (opium poppy) is the source of this 1374-nucleotide messenger RNA. RefSeq lists its product as uncharacterized. The transcript has 7 exons. The record is from RefSeq and is a predicted model, not a curated record. The coding region runs from base 1 to 1224 and encodes 407 amino acids. NCBI's taxonomy places the organism in Eukaryota, Viridiplantae, Streptophyta, Magnoliopsida, Ranunculales, Papaveraceae.